Arachis ipaensis is the source of this 594-nucleotide messenger RNA. RefSeq lists its product as uncharacterized. The record is from RefSeq and is a predicted model, not a curated record. NCBI's taxonomy places the organism in Eukaryota, Viridiplantae, Streptophyta, Magnoliopsida, Fabales, Fabaceae.
AUGUCACCUGAAAACGAGGAUACUGUGGUAUGGAAAUUUGAUAACAUAGGUGUCUUUUCCAUGAAGUCCUUUAUGCAGGUAAUCCAAACGGAGACGUUGUCAGAGGAGAUCACGAGCUAUAACUUCACCAGUGCACUAUGGAAAGGCUUGGUACCCCCAAGAAUUGAAUUGUUUGGAUGGUUUGUGCUAGUUGGUCGAAUUAAUACUAAGGAGCGAUUGACUAGAUUAGGAGUUGAUAUUCAUAGUGAUAAUAUUUGCGUCCUGUGCCACAAGGGGGUAGAAAAUGUUGAGCAUCUAUUUCUUCGAUGUGAGGUAACAUGGCAGGUGUGGUGUUACUGGUUGCGAUCCUUUAGUAGUGUUUGGGUUAUCCCUGGAACCAUGAAAGAUCUUUUUGGGAGUUGGAUUGGCAUGCACGGCAGAAGACAAGGACAGAAGCUGUGGAUGGUGGCGUUCUUUGCAGUGAUCUGGAACAUCUGGUUGGAACGUAAUGCCAGAAUUUUCAAGAAUGUACGGGCAAGUAUCGACUCCAUUCAAACAAAGACGGUGCUGAGUUACAAAGAGUGGUAUGACUGUGAUAUUUUCGGGAGUUGUUAG